Ctenopharyngodon idella (grass carp) is the source of this 2873-nucleotide messenger RNA. RefSeq names its product PRELI domain containing 3 (gene prelid3b). Lineage: Eukaryota; Metazoa; Chordata; Actinopteri; Cypriniformes; Xenocyprididae. The coding region runs from base 128 to 709 and encodes 193 amino acids. Gene Ontology annotation, molecular function: phosphatidic acid transfer activity. Gene Ontology annotation, cellular component: mitochondrial intermembrane space. The record is from RefSeq and is a predicted model, not a curated record. Gene Ontology annotation, biological process: phospholipid transport. The transcript has 6 exons.
CCUGCGCCAGAACGUGCGUCACCGGUGGGCGGGGCCAGAGUGUCAGUGUUCUGGAACAAACGGCGGAAGCGGCGCGGAGUCACCAAGCAGCCCUCGCGCUUUUAACAUCUACCGUUCAUCAAGAACCAUGAAGAUCUGGACGUCAGAGCACAUUUUCAACCAUCCAUGGGAAACCGUGACCAAAGCUGCCAUGCAGAAGUACCCAAACCCCAUGAACCCCAGCGUGUUUGGCGUGGAUGUGCUGGACCGUAACGUGGACCAGCAGGGACGCUUGCACAGCAAACGGCUGCUCAGCACUGAAUGGGGUCUGCCGUCCAUCGUUAGAUCGAUAAUUGGCAACACACGGACAUGUACGUACAUCCAGGAGCACUCCAUAGUCGAUCCCAAAGAGAAAACCUUUGAGCUCCAGUCGACUAAUAUCACUUUCACUAACAUGGUAUCUGUGGACGAGCGGCUCACAUACCGACCGCACCCGGAGGACCCGGAGAAGACGAUGCUCACCCAGGAGGCCAUCAUCUCUGUGAAGGGCGUCAGUCUGAGCAGCUAUCUGGAGGGACUCAUGGCAUCCACCAUCUCCACCAAUGCUGGAAAGGGUCGCGAGGCGAUGGAGUGGGUGAUCAGACGUCUGAACACAGAGAUCGAGGAGCUGGCCAUCACAGCGAGAGGAACCAUGCGGACGCCCAUGGCCGCAGCCGUCACCGAGAAAUGAGAGCCAGCGCACGGCCUUCCUCUCUGUCGCUGCUCUUCUCUAUGUGUCUUUUUUCCAGUCGUGGAAAUUCAUUCUCUGCGUCCUACGCAUUCAAGCCUCUACAUUAGAGACUGUCGGGACGUCGAGCGGCAGAGAGAGACGGUCCGGGGUUUCGACAUUGACCGCUGUUGACGCACAACAAGAAGACAACGAAGGGGAAGAGUUGAGCGCUCAUCCAUGAUGAACUCUCAAAAGUAGUUUUAAUGAAUCAGUAUAACGGGACAUUUACACAGCGCGAACAGAUCGAUGCUCAGACGGAACGUAUGCCAUGAUCCAUUCGCCACGUUUAGCUCUGUUACAUGAAUGCAGCUGUUCGACGCUGGCUAGCAUUGCUUCACCAGCACUUACACACUUGAAAAUUAGUUAGUAAUAUUAUAACUUAUUUUAUUAUUAUAUUAUACUGUUAACACUUAGCAUCAAGGAAGGGAACAAACUAGAUUUCGGAGGACCAUCUCAGAUGUUGGAUUCUUCAGAUCGCGCCUCCUUAGAAAACAAAGGAGCACUAAAUGACAUAUAAAACUACAGAGAAUAGAAUGAUUAUCAUCAAGUGACUCUAGAAUGUUCCAUGGACUGCUAAUGACCUCCUUCCCUCUGUAGUGAACAUGUGCUUUGACUUUAAUUGAUCAGGAGGCAGUUGGGAUGUUGUAUCCAGACGUGAGGCGUUCUUUACCCUCGGAGGGUAAAAUGUGUGUGAUGAUGGGAAACAUCAGAAAUGAAUGGAAGCUUGUUUCCGCCACUAAAUAAAAAAAAAUAAAAAAAACAUAAUUGUGACUUUUUAUCUCACAAUUCUGUGUUUUUUUUCCUCACAAUUGGACACUAUAAAGUCAGAAUUGCGAAUUAUAGAGUCAGAAUUGAGACUUUUUUAAACAAAAUCUUUUCACAAAUUUGACUAUAACAUGCAAUUGCGGGUUAUAAAGUCAGAAUUGCGCGAUAUAAAUUCACAAUUGUUAUAUAAAGUCAGAAUUGCGUGAUAUAAAUUUGUAAUUGUCAUAUAGUCAGAAUUGCGCGAUAUAAAUUCGCAAUUGUCAUAUAGUCAGAAUUGCAACUUUUUAAAUCUUUUCGCAAAUUUGACUAACAUGCAAUUGCGGGUUAUAAAGUCAGAAUUGCGCGAUAUAAAUUCAUAAUUGUCAUAUAGUCAGAAUUGCAACUUUUUAAAACUUUUCGCAAAUUUGACUAUAACAUGCAGUUGCACAAUAUAAAAUCAUAUCACGCAAGUUUAUAUCACACAGUUCUGACUUUAUAACUCGCAAUUGCAUGUUAAAGUCAAAUUUGCGAAAAAAGUAAGAAAAUAAAAUAAAAAAAAUCUUGCAAUUCUCACUUUAUAACUUUCAGUUCUGACGCAAUUCUGACUUUUUUAACUCGCAAUUCCGACUAUAUAUCACACAAUUCUGACAUAUCUUGCAAUUCUGAACAAAAAGCCAGAAUUGUGAGAUAUAGUCGUAAUUACCUUUUUUAUUGUUUGGUGGAAACAAGCUUCCAUAGAAAUGUGCCUUUGGACACUAGCGUUCUGCAGUGUUUGAUUUGAGGAGGGUGAAAUACAUUCUAUUUAUUUAUUUAUAUUUUGUAGGUUUAUGUAAUUUCAUGCAAUACGUGCAUCCACAAUUCACAACUCCAGCAUCAUCUUUGUCAAUGGCGGGAAAACGGUACCAAUGUGCAGAUGAAUAUCAGUCCAGAACUUCUUCAGGAAUGCAGAUGUAAUUAUGUAAAAAAAAAAACCAUGAAGAUGGUAGUUAUGUUUGUGGAUGUGUGUUAUUGCUUCAGCACAGAAACCUUGUGUUUUAGUUUCCUUCUCAAUUGAAAUUUGGAUUGAAGAGCUUCUGUUUUAUUUUUGGGGUUUACUUCAGUUUUCAUCUCUGGAAUAUUAUGACGAACUAAAAUAAAACAUGACUGCAUUUAACAACUUAUUUAUAUUGAAUGUAAAUGUUUGUUACAGGCAUAUUUGGUAUUAAAUCACAAAAGCAGAAACUUGGUGAAAAGGUUGAAAAUGUUUAGCAAUGAAUUAAAUGUCUAGUUUGUUUUAGAGUUAAGGAGAUGUCUCUGAAUGAUCUCGGUUCAUCGUUUGUUCUCAGAACACAGCCAAAGCUGUUUACAAGUGUUGAAAUAAACUAACGUUCAUACUAAAUAA